Molecule: messenger RNA, 1686 nt
Organism: Kockovaella imperatae
Lineage: Eukaryota; Fungi; Basidiomycota; Tremellomycetes; Tremellales; Cuniculitremaceae
Product: SGNH hydrolase-type esterase domain-containing protein
Exons: 2
Coding region: 1-1686 (561 amino acids)
Source: RefSeq, a predicted model, not a curated record
AUGCCUCGCAGAUCCGGAUCAGAUUUCUUCAGCUCUGGUCCAUUUAACCUCACUGGACUUGCUCUGGCUGUGAUGGGGCCCAAUGCAACGGGAUACGCUGUUGGCUCAGACCAGACCUUCACAUCUUCGCUCGUCCGUGUCAGUAUCAACGGUCACCCUUACUCGGUCCCGGAUCCAAGAGAGAUCGGCUGGACUGAUCCGAUCGACUUUGCGAUCACGGCUGGUCUCAACGUACCCUUGGUAUUGGACGACAUGGAAACAUCACGGGGCAUUUCCAACGGUCAGACCACCUGGUUUGCCAAGGGUGAUCAGACGUUUCUUGGAGAGCUCGACCAAGGCAUAGAAGAGCUCGGAACGUACUUUCUCAGCGGUCCUACAUUCUACGUUCCAUACAACAUGAGAUUGUUCUCUCUCUUCGGCGUCGCCUCGACCUCUGUUCUCGCUGCGGUUUUACCGGAACGAGAUGCCGACCGUUGGGUCGAUCUUUGGACAGUGGCACCAUUUAUCAUUGAUGGUCCUUCUGGCGUGCCAUCUCCUUACAACGAUACGUCAGGAGGAGUGUUGGCCAAUACGACCAUCCGACAGACUGUUCGACCAUCCCACGAUGCAUCGGAGAUCAAAUUCCAAUUGUCAAACUUCUUCAGUACUGGACCUCUAGUGAUUCAACAUCUGUCCGUGGCACAUGCUUUACCUAAUGCCAGUGGAGUGAGCUUGGGGCAAGGUCUCAUCGACGUCCCGACGAGCAAAGACAUCACCUUCGAUGGUGGUCAAUCUGGAAUCACGAUCCAGCCUGGCGAUAUCAUCGAGACGGAUCCGGUGGACUUUCGAGUGAUUCAAGACAGAGACUACAGCCUGUCAAUGUUUCUAGGCCAAGGUCAAUCACACAACAUUACCGGUCAUUUCUGGGGUGAAACAGCUUGGUUCCUCGGUGGAGAUCAGACUUCUGCGCCAAACUUUUCGCAAAAUGGAGGAGCAGAACAGAUUGGGACUUACUUCUUGGCUGCUAUCGAAGGCAAGGUUAACGCUGAAGCCAUUGUGGCACUUGGUGAUUCGACGACCGACCGAGCCGGGACCGAUAUCGAUACCUAUGUAGGUUGGACCGAUGACUUGGCAGUGCGGAUCCAGAACGAUCCAUCGACAAGGCACUUGACGGUCAACAAUGCUGGUAUCGGAGCCAACACUGUGUUUCACUUGCCUAGUGUUGGUGAACCUGCUGUCGAUCGACUCCAACGGGAUGUCCUGAAUCAAGCUGGUGUCAAAUAUUGUAUCGUCUUUGAAGGAGUCAACGAUAUUGGGUCUCAAAAUGACACGGAGAUCGAAGGUCCCACCAGUCCAUCGACCAUUCUCAACGGUGUCAUUGACGGAUAUAAGAGUAUAAUCGAACGAUUACAUGCGCAAGGGAUCAAAGCGAUCGGAGCGACCAUUACGCCAUUCCAUAAACCUGCUUAUGCGACCGGUCUCAAUUUUUACUAUACGCCCGGACGAGAACAAACGAGACUCAAGAUCAACGAGUGGAUCAGAACCCCAGGAAAUUAUGAUGCCUUCUUUGACUUUUCAGCCGUCGUCACGAAUGCCAGUAACCCUAUCCAAAUGGCAGAUCGAUACGCUUCGGCCGACUUCUUACAUCCUGGACCCGAGGGGUACAAAGCCAUAGCGGAAUCGAUCGACUUGAACGUCUUCCAUUGA